CCCCCGUCUACAAAGGCUUGACAGGCACUCGCAGCCCCAGGCAGAGAGACUCCUUCCCUGCGAAGGCUUCUCCUCUCCCCUAUCCCCCCCCCCCCCCCCCCCCCCCCAACUCGUCGCAUUCUCCUCGGUUCAGCAGCGACGGGAUGGCGAUAGACCACGCGGCGCGUCUCGGACUGACGAGCAGAGGUGCCACGGGAGGCGGCGGGUGCGGAGACGACGUCGACGCCGAGAACCGGCGGUGGCCGCCGUGGCUGAAGCCGCUGCUGUGCACGAGCUUCUUCGUCCAAUGCAGGAUCCACGCCGACGCGCACAAGAGCGAGUGCAACAUGUACUGCCUCGACUGCAUGGACGGCGCGCUCUGCUCCCUCUGCCUCGCGCGCCACCGCGACCACCACUCCAUCCAGAUACGGAGGUCGUCGUACCACGACGUGAUCCGGGUGUCGGAGAUACACAAGGUGCUGGACAUCGCCGGCGUGCAGACGUACAUCAUCAACAGCGCGCGCGUGGUGUUCCUCAACGAGCGCCCGCAGCCUCGCCCGGGCAAGGGCGUCACCAACACCUGCGAGGUCUGCGAGCGCAGCCUCCUCGACUGCUUCCGCUUCUGCUCCCUCGGGUGCAAGAUAGUGGGCACGGCGCGUGGUUACCGUCCCAAGAAGAAGCACGGCGGCGGAGGCGGCGGCGGUAACAAGAGGAAGAGAGCGGCGCUUAAGGACGUGCGCUCUGACUCGGAGGAGUCGUGCACCAGCACCAGCGGCGCCAGCAGCGACAAGAGCAGCGUCGUGCAGAGCUUCUCGCCGUCGACCCCGCCGCCGGCCUCCGCUAGCUACCGCCGCCCAGGGAACAAGCGCCGGAAGGGCGUCCCGCACCGGUCGCCCUUCGGUAGCCUCAUCGUCGAGUUCUAGGACUCCUUCGUCAGCGCCUAGGCAAUGCGCUCUCUACUGUACAGGACAUGACAAAGCCCGGAAGGGAAGGGAAUAACAGGACGCGCUUCUGGACGUGGAGGCCGGCCGGCGGCGCAAAUGCCAGCGACGGGCGAGAGCGGUAAGCACACACCAGCGGUGCAGCCCGUGCUGCUAUAGUUUUGCUUCUUUUUCGCGCUUUGUUACUUCAGUUGGUACUAAGUUUUGCAGCCUUGUACAUUGUAAUAUACUAGUACUACUCUCCAAUGCUAGAUGUACAUAUACAUACACAGUGUUGGCAGUAUCAUAAUGUGGGGGUAGCAGUAGGCAGCGAGGUGUGUUCGUAUGCGCAUCAUCAGCUGUGUAAUAAAAAUAAAGAAAUGCUUGCUCC
This is a messenger RNA of Zea mays, 1290 nucleotides long. RefSeq lists its product as uncharacterized. NCBI's taxonomy places the organism in Eukaryota, Viridiplantae, Streptophyta, Magnoliopsida, Poales, Poaceae. The record is from RefSeq and is marked provisional.